Penicilliopsis zonata CBS 506.65 is the source of this 1395-nucleotide messenger RNA. RefSeq lists its product as hypothetical. The transcript has a single exon. The record is from RefSeq and is a predicted model, not a curated record. Bases 1 to 1395 code for a protein of 464 amino acids. Lineage: Eukaryota; Fungi; Ascomycota; Eurotiomycetes; Eurotiales; Aspergillaceae.
AUGUCGUCUCUGUCGCCAACACCGCCGACUCCCAAGGGCUCUCGGGCUCAGAGACGUAAUCAGAAACGAAACCCGACACCGUCCGUACAGAAGAUCACCCCUCCUCUCAACACCCCCCCGUCAUCGCCACCGAGAGACCAGAGCUCCGAGGAAACGCCAAAAGACAAUGGUAUCUCAUCCAGGAAGAAGAAUGGCGCUCGGUCCGGGAAAAAGACGCGUGAUGUUUCGAAACCUUCGUCAGUGUCUCAAAACGGGCACCGACAUACAUCCUCACAGCCCAAUGUUACAACACCUCAGAUGAAGGAUAGCCCGCACUACGCAGGCCCAACGUUCCAUGCAUCCCCUGCGCCAUCUGCACUUCCUAUGCCAAGUUUCUUCUCCAAAUCUAUGCCCGAUUCCGACCUUGCGCCUACACUAGAGAUGGAGAGCGAUGCGUUGGAGGGAGAUUCGUAUUUUGAACGUACCCCCUCAAAACAAAAGCCGCGCGCUCUGCACCACGGUGAAGACGCAAAACCAACACCCUUGGAUUUCUUGUUCAAAGCGGCGGUGGAGGCUCGCAAAUCAGAAAUUCAGACUGGCCUGGAAGCUGGUGCACAGAGUCCCCUACCUUCAUAUGCCGGGGCCAGAACCCCUGCAUCUCAGCACAAGCCAAAUGCCAUCGCUGGCGGAUUUCAUCCAUUGGAAUCCAUGAACCCUGAGCUGAGACAAUCGCCCAUAGGUCCAGCCUUUGCGACGCCUUACCGGGAUCGCAUGAACGCGCUGCGAUCUGCCAGCUCUCCGACUCAAGCCCCGAUGUACGAGGAUGAGGCUCAAAGGAAAGCCAAGACCGAGGCUUUAAAAAACUUGAUCUUCAACCCUCGGCCUCAGAGGCCGUCAUCUGCAUCGCCAUUCGUUACGGAGUCGGGGACUGAUACCCAUGAACGCGCUGGUCAUAGUGCCGGCAUAUCCCAUUUCGCGACCCCGCUUCGCACGUCCUCAGGGCCAGCUACCCCUGUCUCCUAUGGUUCCCCCUAUCGUCUAAAGCAACCCAAUUUCGGUACCGGAUACCCUCUGCAGAAUACGCUAGCUCGACCUGGCUCCAACGAAUACUUCCCAGGAUCAUCCCUGAAACAUGAUAUCUCCUCUCAACCCACGUAUAGCCCGGAGCGGCCUGGAGGAAGACCCUUCGGCUCGCCAUAUACAUCCAACGCUCAAUCAGUCAUGGCCAAUCACACUGCAAUGUAUCCCGCGAUCGCUUCUCCGGAAUUUCCGCCUUCGCGAGUCAUGCCGGUGAAUGUGCCUCCUGCUCCCAAGGCAGUAGACACCAAACAGAUCGAAGACGAUUUACGACGAAUCUUAAAGCUUGAUGUUCGGCAAGGCGUUCAGGCUAACGGCGUUCAAAGCUCUUUGGCAUAA